Molecule: messenger RNA, 3956 nt
Organism: Thermothelomyces thermophilus ATCC 42464
Lineage: Eukaryota; Fungi; Ascomycota; Sordariomycetes; Sordariales; Chaetomiaceae
Exons: 1
Coding region: 150-3746 (1198 amino acids)
Biological process (GO): mitochondrial DNA replication
Cellular component (GO): mitochondrion; gamma DNA polymerase complex
Molecular function (GO): DNA-directed DNA polymerase activity; 3'-5' exonuclease activity; DNA binding
Source: RefSeq, a predicted model, not a curated record
CUUGGGAAUUCUGCCUCUCCAACGACGUGAUUUGUCGCCGCCAGCCCCGGACAAGCCGACUUUUUUUUCAGCAUCGAACCCAUUCGAGUCGCUCGCCCGAGUUACCAUGACUUGAGCGCGGCGCUGCCCUUGUGCUUUCGCCGUACAGAAUGCUCAUUUCGAUUCGCGGAUUGCCAGGACGAGAUGCGCCCGCCGCGAGCUUCAUCCGUCUUGCGCGACACCGCGCAGCUCGCCGCCGUCCAUGGCACCGCAUAGAUCCAGUCCCGCGCCGCUGGGACUCGACUGUCGCUCCGGCGGCUGAGGCUAACAAGAACCUGUCUAUUCCUUGCCAGGCCCGCUUCAACGAGAUUGGCGUCCAGCAGUUGAGCACCGGCAUCUACGAACAGCUCUUCCCCCGCGGCAACACCGACCCCCCCACUCCAGAGCUUAUCGAGCUCGCGCGCGACCACCUUCGCCGCCAUGACCUUCUUGGCAAGAACACCGACACAGCGCCCCCUGUUGCCUUUCGCCUGCCUCCUCUUGCUGGCCAGACCCUCGAUGAGCAUUUCUACAAACUGGGCAUCGACGCGGCCGAGCCCUUCCUGUCGCAUGCGAAGCAGCUAGCCAAGUCAACCCUGCCGCCAAAGCCGAGGUCGUGGGUGCGCCGGAGCGGUUGGACAAAGUACUAUCCCGACGGGCGCACCGAAGCCGUUGACGCGCCCGAGGGGAACAUGCUCACCUUCGACACCGAAGUCAUGUGGAAGGAAAGCCCGUACGCCGUCAUGGCCUGCGCGGCCACACCCGAGGCGUGGUACGCAUGGCUGUCACCGUGGCUGCUGGGGGAGACGGAGAACGAGCAUCAGCUGGUGCCAUUGGGGGAUCCGACCAAGGAGAGGGUGAUCGUAGGCCACAAUGUCGGUUUCGAUCGCGCCCGGAUACUGGAGGAGUACGACCUGAAGCAAACGCGCAAUUCCUUUCUCGACACCAUGUCCCUGCACGUCGCCGUCAACGGAAUGUGCUCGCAGCAGCGGCCCACUUGGAUGAAGCACAAGAAGAACCGGGAGUUGCGAGACAAGAUAGCCAAAGAGUCGAGCAACAUCGAGCUGGCCGAGCUGCUCAACAACGGAGCCUUUACCGCCGAGGAGGAGGAGCUCUGGGUCGAGAGGAGCUCCAUCAACUCGCUGCGGGAUGUUGCAAAGUUCCAUCUCGAUGUGACGAUCGACAAGGAGCUCCGAGACUCGUUCGGCGAGCUGGACCGGGAUGGCGUGGUGGGAAAGCUGGACGAGCUACUGACUUACUGCGCAGCCGACGUCGCCGUCACCCACCGCGUCUACCAGAUCGUCUUCCCAAACUUCCUCCGUGUGUGCCCCCACCCCGUCAGCUUUGCCGCCCUGCGCCAUCUCUCGUCCGUCAUCCUGCCCGUCGACAAGUCAUGGGACUCGUACCUCGCAAACGCGGAAGCUACCUAUCACAAACUCUCCGACGCCGUUCAGGAACGGCUCGUCUUUUUGACCGAGAAAGCGCUGGAGAUUAAGGAUGACCCCGAGAAAUGGGGCAACGACCCCUGGAUGAAGCAGCUCGAUUGGUCGGGCCAGGAGAUCAAAAUGGUCAAGGGCAAGAAGAAGAACGAUCCGCCUCGGCCGGCGGCAAGGCAGAAGAAACCAGGCAUGCCUCAGUGGUACAAGGAUCUGUUUCCCAAAAUGGACUCUCCGAUCAAUAUCAGCGUGCGCACGAGGAUAGCCCCGCUGCUCCUCAGGCUUGCUUGGGACGGGUAUCCGCUCUUCUGGUCAGACAAGCAUGGCUGGACGUUUAGGGUGCCUCGAGACGAGGCGAAGAGGUACACGGACCGGCAAAUGGUCCCGUGUGACUUGACCGAGGAGCCCAUCGCGGCGCUAAAGGAAGACAAAGACCACGUCUACUUCAAGCUGCCGCACAAGGACGGGCCCGCGGCUCGGUGUGUCACCCCAAUGGCUAAGGGCUACCUCUCCUACUUCGAGAAGGGGACGCUCUCGUCCGAGUAUCCGUACGCUAAGGAGGCACUCGAGAUGAACGCGUCUUGCUCAUACUGGAUCAGUGCGCGGGACAGGAUCAUGUCCCAGCUGGUGGUCUACCAAGACCAGCUACCGUCCACUGCGAAGUCGGAACCAAAGAGCAACGAGCCGGUCGGCGGCUUCAUCUUGCCCCAGGUCAUCCCCAUGGGCACAAUCACCCGCCGCGCGGUCGAGAACACCUGGCUUACCGCGUCCAACGCCAAAAAGAACCGCGUCGGGUCGGAGCUGAAAGCCAUGGUCCGCGCUCCGCCGGGCUACGUCUUUGUCGGUGCCGACGUCGACUCGGAAGAAUUGUGGAUCGCCUCCGUGGUGGGGGAUUCGACGUUCAAGAUCCACGGUGGGAACGCCAUCGGCUUCAUGACGCUCGAAGGAACCAAGGCGGCGGGAACGGAUCUGCACAGCCGGACUGCGUCCAUCCUGGGAAUCACCCGGAACGACGCCAAGGUGUUCAACUACGGCCGCAUCUACGGCGCCGGCCUCAAGUUUGCCGCGCAGCUGCUCCGCCAGUUCAACCCUAACCUCAGCGAGAAGGACACGCUCCUCAUAGCAAGCAAGCUCUACGCCACCACCAAGGGCACCAAGACCAACCGCAAGUCUCUCUAUAAACGCCCCUUCUGGCGCGGCGGGACAGAGUCGUUCGUCUUCAACAAGCUCGAAGAGUUCGCCGAGCAGGAGCACCCGCGAACCCCCGUUCUCGGCGCCGGCAUCACCGAGGCGCUCAACGGGCGCUUCAUCAGCAAGGGCGGCUACCUCACGUCGCGCAUCAACUGGGCCAUCCAGUCGAGCGGCGUCGACUACCUCCACCUCUUGAUCGUCGCCAUGGACUACCUCAUCCGGCGUUUCAACCUGUCUGCGCGCCUCGCCCUGACCGUGCACGACGAGAUCCGUUACCUGGUCCGGGAGCACGACAAGUACCGGGCCGCCAUGGCGCUGCAGGUCGCCAACCUCUGGACGCGCGCCAUGUUCGCCCAGCAGGUGGGCAUCCACGACCUGCCGCAGAGCUGCGCCUUCUUCUCGGCCGUUGACAUCGACCGCGUGCUGCGCAAGGAGGUGGACAUGGACUGCGUCACCCCUUCCAACCCGACACCAAUACCACCCGGCGAGAGCAUCGACAUCAACUCGCUCCUCGCAAAGGGCGACCUCGCCCGCCUAGACGAAUCCAUCGUCCCACACCCCGACCACGCCCCCAAACUGUCCGAUAUCCAAUACGUCCCCCGCGUCCCGGUCAUGCAAGAACUCCGCGAGGCUGAGGGCGCCGACCCCGCCGCCGAAACACGCUUCAUUCGAGCCCAGAUCUGCAACAACGAGGCCGAAUUUCGCGAAAUCCUGAAGGAAACCCGAAAACCGGCGGCCACUCCAGCUUCCGACAAGGCCAAGAGCACUAAUACUAGCAGCACAACGACAACAGCAACAGCAAAAUCGACACCAGCAGCAUCAGCAGCAGCAGCAGCAGCAGCCACUGCGGCGGUGGCAAGCCCCACCAAGAAGAAACCCAUUCUUCCGUACUACGCCUCCCCGCGCCUCCUGCCCGUCCACGGUGGCCACCAGCGCGAGCCCAUGUCGGUCACGGAAGCGUUGGGCACCACGCCGGGGCGGUUCCGGCCCGGGCCUGCGGCGUCGGCGUCGGCGUCGUGGGGUUGGAAGACGGGCAGCCACGGGGCUGGCGUCAGUGGCAGAGUCGGUGGGGCUGGGAAGCUGGGGACUCGCGUGCCGUGAGCGACUGGCAUCUUCUUUGGGAUAUGAAUCUGGAGGGAUUCCGGCCGUGGUCGGUCGGAUAGAUACGGGGGAAGAGGAAGGAAGUGCGGGGAGUGGUCGGGUACGAUUUAUUUCGACUCCAUUCUGAGAUCCGCCCCGCCCUUUUCUUUAACUUCUUCUUUGUUCCUUUCCCUCUCUCCCUCUCUCUCUCUCCUCUUUGGUAUGCGCCGU